UGAGGAGAGUUUGUACUGAUUUAUCUCUAAUUCUUAUUCACUAUAAGCAGUCUCACAAAAGACUGAAGUGAAUUUCCUCCUGGAGUGCCUGCCUUCAGGCUCAGGCUCCUCCCCGCCCAGCUAGAGCCAGCCUGUCAACAAGGACACGAGACAUUUCUCUGCUUGCUCACAACCAUUUCUGCACCAACUAUGGCGACGUUUGUGGAGCUCAGCACCAAAGCCAAGAUGCCCAUUGUGGGCCUAGGCACUUGGAAGUCUCCUCUAGGCAAAGUCAAAGAAGCCGUGAAGGCGGCCAUCGAUGCAGGAUAUCGCCAUAUUGACUGUGCCUACACCUAUCAAAAUGAGAAUGAAGUGGGAGAAGCCAUCCAGGAGAAGAUCCAAGAGAAGGCUGUGAGGCGGGAGGACCUCUUCAUUGUUAGCAAGUUGUGGUGCACAUUCUUUGAGAGAAGCCUAGUGAAGGAGGCCUGUCAGAAGACCCUGGAGGACCUGAAACUGGACUACCUGGACAUCUACCUCAUUCACUUUCCACAGGGACUUCAGGCUGGGAAGGAAUUCAUCCCCAGAGACGAUAAAGGCAAUAUCCUCCCCAGUGAAGCAACAUUCUUGGAUGCCUGGGAGGUCAUGGAGGAACUGGUGGACGAGGGGAGGGUGAAAGCCCUUGGUGUCUCCAACUUCAACCACUUCCAGAUCGAAAAGCUUUUGAACAAGCCUGGACUGAAAUAUAAACCAGUGACUAACCAGGUGGAGUGUCAUCCAUACCUCACCCAGGACAAACUGAUUCAGUACUGCCACUCCAAGGGCAUCACUGUCACUGCCUACAGUCCUCUGGGCUCUCCAGAUAGACCUUGGGCCAAGCCAGAGGACCCUUCACUUCUGAAAGAUCCCAAGAUUAAGGAGAUUGCUGUAAAGCACAAAAAAACCACAGCCCAGGUUCUGAUCCGGUUCCAUAUCCAGAGGAAUGUGGCAGUGAUUCCCAAGUCUUCGACCCCUAAGCACAUUAUUGAGAACUUUCAGGUCUUUGACUUCGAAUUGAGUGAUGAGGAGAUGGCAGCCAUCCUCAGUUUCAACAGAAACUGGAGGUGCUGUAUUAUACCUGGCAUGUCUUAUUUGAAGGAGUAUCCUUUCAACUCCAAAUAUUGAAGCUGAAUCACGUGAUGAGAUGACCAAAGGAUGCUGCCUUUUCAGUGCUGUGGAACUCACUUCCUGUGAGCCCUUUUUCACCAAAGCUUUUCUAAACCCAUGCUUUUCCUGGGCUCAUUGCAGGCAGACUCUAGGCAUGCUUGAAUUUAAAGCCUGUGUUCAGUCAGGAACAGACAUCACUGCAGUGUGGUACAACUUUUUUUUUUUCACUUCUUUUAUCUGUCCAGAGGUUUGUUAAAUGCCACAAACUCUGCUAACAUUGAGGAUACAAAGAUAAAAAUAAUUAUAGUAACCAACAAGUCCUGAUUUUAUUAUGCCCCAAACACUUUGAAGUGUUUUUCCUAUGGGUAAACUUAGUGAAUCCAACCCUUAUAACUCACAUUUUACAAAAGAGGAAAUGGAAGCAGAUACCAGGGAACUUACUCAAGGCCACCCAGAUAGUAAGUGACUGACCAAGUUUAAAAAAUAGGUGGCCCUGGGCGAACUCAAGGUGACUUGUCUGCUUUCUUCUCCUGACCCCUCUCCUUCUUUUCUCUGCUCUCCCAUUCUUGGUCUCCCGGAUUGCCCUGAACAAGCCAUCAUGCCAAGGAGUUAAAUGCUGGUAGAGGCAGAGUCUGUGAAACUCACAACGGUUCCACUGUUCACUGACAGAAGCAUCCUAGUGGGAGGGCUGGAAAACAGGAGAGAUCAAAUGCUUUCUAUUGCCAUUGAUCUGAAGCUUGUAUUUCCUUCUAUAAUAUUUCCUUUUAUGAAAUAUCCCAAUUAAAUAGAAAUGUACAGAGAAUACCAUGAGGAUCUGCCCCUCAUUUUAAACUUAAAUGCUAAAUUUCUAUCCAUUUCAUUUCUUUUUCAAAACCAUUGUCUCAGGCCAGGGAUUUAGCUCCAUGGCACUGUGCUUGCCUCACAAACUCAAGAUCCUGAGUUCAAUUCCCAGUACUACAAGAAAAACAAACAAAAUCAAAAACAUUGCCUCCACUAAGAAUUCUAAGAGCUUCCCCUCCCCUUGGGAACCUUGACACUGACUCCUGUGUUGACCCGUUCAGCUGCCAGCCAGGCCUGGCCCCAUGCUUGGGCAACCUAGUAGCCCUCCUACGGAGACUAGAUGUCCUCCUCCUACGGAGACAUGAGGGUUUGCUCCUGCCUCAGAGAGCAGAGUAAGACAGGUUAAGAAGAAGUACCUGUCAGUCCAUGUGGACUCCUCAGAUCCCUAUCACCAAUUCUCUCUUCAGUGGUUAAAUACCCAAGGAAAGACUCAGAGGAUGAUGAUAGUUCUGGGCAUCAAACUGCAAUGUGCAUUUAGAGCAGAAACCAUGAGCCAAGAU
Fukomys damarensis (Damara mole-rat) is the source of this 2462-nucleotide messenger RNA. RefSeq names its product aldo-keto reductase family 1 member B10. The transcript is spliced from 10 exons. Gene Ontology annotation, molecular function: aldose reductase (NADPH) activity. The coding region runs from base 190 to 1140 and encodes 316 amino acids. The record is from RefSeq and is a predicted model, not a curated record. Gene Ontology annotation, cellular component: mitochondrion; cytosol. Lineage: Eukaryota; Metazoa; Chordata; Mammalia; Rodentia; Bathyergidae.